AUGAUCUACUAUACGGGGCAUGGGAUUGGCGCCCCUGACGGUGUAUGGUUCGUAGGGGCUCCGAUCGACUCGUUGGAACAUCAAAUCGGAGCAGAUAACCAGCUGCCAUUCACGGCCUUCGAUCUGAACAACGAUAUCAUCAACAGACGCAAGGUGCAGAAAUCGCACGUCUUCACCAAACCCAACAGGCAAAGUCACCGGCACAUCAAGCUAGGCCCACUGAAAAGAUGCGCCCGGGAACGCGAAGCUCCAAUGGCCGAAGCGUCGUAUGUAACGGUGCGCUUCCACGGCUCCACUUUCGAACACCUUCCCUCGCUUCUUGAGCACGAGACGGUUACAUUGGCCAAGUCACUAAGCAAGGCGGCGUGGGAGACGAAUCUGGGCAUAAAUCGUAUCGAGCUAAUCAGGAGACGGAGAAAGACGAAAGACGCUACAUAG
This is a messenger RNA of Fulvia fulva, 438 nucleotides long. RefSeq lists its product as uncharacterized. NCBI's taxonomy places the organism in Eukaryota, Fungi, Ascomycota, Dothideomycetes, Mycosphaerellales, Mycosphaerellaceae. The record is from RefSeq and is a predicted model, not a curated record. Bases 1 to 438 code for a protein of 145 amino acids. The transcript has 2 exons.